UCAGUCUAUAGUUAUACCCUAUAUAAUUGGGCUGAUUUGAUCAAAUUUCAGUGUGAACGCCACCUGUGUGGUGAUUUCUCUCUAUGAAAUUUUUUUGAAAUGCUCUUUUCUCAAGUGAAUUUUUUUUUUAUUUUGUCGAUAAAAAUGCUGCUUGUUAAGUCAUGUAUCCUAUGUUGUACCGAGAUGGAUACGGGUACGGAAGCGGGGGACGAAACGGCAAAACUAAAAAUUAUGAGUAGCAUAUAUGUUAUUGAUAUAAUAAAAAUAAAAAAUUUAUAAACCAAAAAUACUAGUAAAAAGGUUAUAAGUUCAAAAUCUAGUUAAAACUUGUAUUUUUUAUUUUUAUUUGGAAGAAAAGUAAGUGAAUAAGCUUAGGAAAGGAUAAUGUUAAAGCAAAUCUGUUUUGAAACAUUCCAUAAUUAAUGGUUGCCGUCCCCAAAGUGUCCCCCCGUGCCGUCCCGGAAACGUCUCCUGUACGGAUACGUCCAUCAAUUUGAGGUCACCGUCGUUCUAAGAUGGUUUGUUUGCUGUCUUGCCUGAACUGGUGAUAGAUUGCAAAUAUGGUUGUUCUGUGUUUAUGUUUAUGCCGAUUAUCUGAAACUAGUACAUCAAAGUUUAUUUUUAUUUUUUGAGCGUGUCCUUGAAGAUGGUUGUAGCGAAAUUACAGAACGGGAGAGUGAUGUUUGUAAAUUGCAUUCAGGUCUUCAUGGUCCCUACCUGUGUUUGAGCUGUAAAGCAAGUUGUAUUUUGUUUUACAGCAGAUAACUAACACCUUUGCAUUAUUUUCCCACUAUGGGUGGUUGAACUUUAAUAUACGGCUGUGUGUUCUUAUCUACUCAUUCUGCUUGUAAUUAAUUGUCACUCACUUUGGGCUCAGCUUCUGAUUUUUUUUUCUCUCUUUGCUGCAAUGGGAGGUUUAUUCUCGAUCUCCAUGCCAUGUGACCAAGUGGUGAAUCAAGUGUCUCGAUGUCUUUGCACUCAUGAGAGUUAUAUAUACAGCCUUUCAGAGAAUCUAGCUGCUCUGCAGAAAGACAUAGAAGUGCUCAAGGCGAAGCGAGAUGAUGUGCAAAGAAAGGUUUGCAGAGAAGAGUUUACAGGGCGUCGUGAGAGGCUUUCUCAAGUCCAGGUUGUGUCUUUGUGGGCUCUGCUCUAGAAAUAUGAAGAUGAGCUAUAUUUAUGGGAAGAGGGUUGUUCGGAUGCUGAAGGAGGUUGAGAGUCUCAAUUCUCAAGGAGAAUUUUCUGUGGUGACUGAGACAACUUCUGUAGCUAAGGUGGAUGAGAUGCCUGUUCAACCCACCAUUGUUGGUCAAGAAACAAUGGUUGAAAGGGUAUGGACUCGUCUCAUGGAAGAAGGAGUCGAGGUUGUGGGUAUGUAUGGCAUGGGUGGAGUAGGCAAAACCACCCUUCUCACACAAAUCAACAACAAGUUUACCGAAACAUGCGGAGGAGGAGGAGGAUUCGAGGUUGUGAUAUGGGUUGUGGUGUCUAAAAGUCCAGAGAUCCGUAGGAUUCAAGGAGACAUUGCCAAAAAGCUAGGCCUUGAAGGAGAGGAGUGGGGCCAAAAAAAUGAAAACCAGAGGGCCCUUGAGAUACACAAUGUCCUCAAGAGGAGAAAGUUUGUGUUGUUGCUGGAUGAUAUAUGGGAGAAAGUGAAUUUGAAAGCGGUUGGAGUCCCACAUCCAAGCAGACAAAAUGGAUGCAAAGUAGCUUUUACUACUCGUUCGAGAGAUGUGUGUGGGCGUAUGGGGGCUGAUGACCCUAUCAAAGUCAGUUGUCUAGAACCAGAAGAUGCUUGGGAUUUGUUUAAAAAAGUUGGAGAAAACACAUUGAAAGGCCAUCCAGACAUCCCUCAUCUCGCAAGAAAGCUCGCUGGAAAAUGCUGUGGUCUACCAUUAGCACUUAAUGUCAUUGGCGAGACCAUGGCAUGCAAAAUGACGGUACAAGAAUGGCGUACUGCUAUUAACCACUUGAGUUCAUAUGCUGCAGAGUUUUCUGGCAUGGAAGAUGAGAUUCUCCCGAUCCUCAAGUAUAGCUAUGAUAAUUUAAACACGGAGCAGGUGAAAUCAUGCUUCCUGUAUUCUUCUUUGUUCCCUGAAGAUCACCGUAUGGAAAAAGAGAGGUUGAUAGACUACUGGAUGUGUGAGGGGUUCCUAGAUGAGAACCAAAGUAGAGAAAGAGCAUUAAGCCUAGGCUAUAAGAUCAUUGGUACACUUGUACGUGCAUGUUUGUUGUUGGAGGAAGUUAUCAAUAAAGAACAAGUGAAAAUGCAUGAUGUGGUUCGGGAGAUGGAUCUAUGGACAGCAUCUGAUCUUGGGAAGGAUAAAGAAAAAUGUAUUGUGCAAGCCAGAGGCGGGUUAUGCGAGAUACCAAGAAUCAAGAACUGGAGUGCUGUGGUAAGGAUGUCUCUCAUGGAAAAUGAGAUUGAGAUGGUCUCUGGCAUCUCUGAGUGCUCCAAACUUACAACUCUCUUCCUUCAGAAAAAUGAUUCACUGAUACAUAUCUCACCUGAUUUCCUCCGGUGUAUCCCUAUGCUCGCUGUCUUGGAUCUGGCCGGGAACUCAAGUCUCCGGACACUGCCUGAACAAAUAUCAGAGUUGGUCUCCUUGCGAUAUCUUGACUUGUCAUGGACAUGCAUCAGGCGGCUACCUCUUGGUUUGCUAGAGUUGAAAAAGCUCAUACAUUUGAGGUUGGAUUACAUGAAGAGACUUAAGAGUGUUUCAGGAAUAUCAAAUUUGUUGAGUUUGAGGAAACUGCAACUACUACAGUCUAAAAUGUCGCUAGACAUGAGCUUAGUGGAGGAGUUGCAACUCUUGGAACAUUUACAAGUUCUCAACAUAAGUAUCAAGUCAAGUUUGGUUGUGGAGAAGUUGUUAUAUGCUCCCAGGUUGGUGAAAUGCCUUCAAGUUGUAGUACUUAGAGAGCUUGAGGAAGAAUCACACAGAGUAUUGGCUUUCCCAGGUAUGGAUAGUCUCCGUAAAGUCAUCAUAAGGAAGUGUGAAAUGUGGGAGAUAAAGGCAGAGAGGAAGACUUUAUCAUUAACUCAAGGCUUCCCAAACCUCUCUAGUGUGCAUAUAAGCAGCUGCAAUGGUCUGAAGGAUUUAACGUGGCUUUUGUUCGCUCCAAACAUCACUAGCCUUGAGGUUCUUGAAUCAGGACUAUUAGAAGCAAUAAUAAGCCAGGAGAAAGCUACGAGUGUUGCCCUUCCUUUCCAGAAACUGGAGAGUCUGCGCUUACACAAUUUAGCAACGUUGAAGAACAUCUAUUGGGGACCUUUGCCUUUUCCAUGUCUAAAGACAAUCCACAUAACAGAGUGUCCAGAGCUGAGAAAGCUCCCAUUGGAUUCUCAAAGUGUCUCCAGGGUUGAAGAGUUUGCUAUUAAAUACAAAGAGGAAGACUGGUUUGAAAGAGUCGAAUGGGAUGAUGAAGGCACUAAACUCCGUUUCUUACCUUUCUUCAAGUUCUUUGGACCUGAAUGGCAAGUUACCUAUGUGCGGUAACAACUUUAAGAGUUGUCUGAGUUGAAGCAAUACAAUGAUUUCAAUGACAAGGGAGAAGAUAGUCAUUACUUUUUAACAGUCUUGGUAAGAUCGAUUUCGAAGGAACAGAGUUUGUGAUCCCAUAUGCUUCAAUUUCAUAAACGCUCAACACAAACAAUACAGUUAAAUUGGAUUUUGUAAACUGAAUAAUAAAUGAUUUAAUUUAUAAAACGCUCUUUUAGACUUAUUGUAUACUCUUUGAUCAAAAUAUAUAAAUGAAAUAUUUUUAUUUUACU
This is a messenger RNA of Brassica rapa (field mustard), 3772 nucleotides long. Its product is annotated as disease resistance protein SUMM2-like. The record is from RefSeq and is a predicted model, not a curated record. Gene Ontology annotation, molecular function: ADP binding. NCBI's taxonomy places the organism in Eukaryota, Viridiplantae, Streptophyta, Magnoliopsida, Brassicales, Brassicaceae.